AUGGGUUCCCUCAUAAAGCCUAUCCUCUUGCACGCCCACGCCUCAGGCCCAAACCCCAUCAAGGUAGCCAUCACCCUCGAAGCACUCCAUAUCCCGUAUACAGUGAAGCAAUGGGAUUUCGGAGAUGACAAAGAGAAGGGCGUGAAGGGUGCGGCGUUUCUCAGAAUCAACGAAAUUGGACGUGUUCCUGCUAUCGAGGAUCCAAACACCGGUGUUGUCGCGUGGGAAUCUGGGGCUUGUAUGAACUAUAUUCGGCGGGUGUAUGACAAGGGUAACUUGAUUGGUCCUUCCGGAGAGUUGGCUCAAGAUCUGGUGGAUUUUGAAAAGUGGGAGUAUUUCUUGUUGUCGACAUUGGGUCCGAUAAGUGAGCAGGCGACUUGGUUUAAGAAAUUUAACCCUCAGCAGAACGACAAUGCUUUAGAGAGAUAUACGGCUCAGACCUAUUGUUGCUACGACGUCCUCGAAGGUCAGUUGAAGAGAACUGGAGGCGAAAGCGUUCUCGAUGGCCGCGUGUCUGCCGUCGAUUACCAUUUCGAGCCUUGGUUGCAUGAUUACCUUCUUGCCGGCGUAUCUCUUGAGAAGUAUCCUAUGAUCAAGAAAUGGCUUGGUCUCAUGCAGACUCGUGAAGAGGUGAAGGAAGCCUACUUCAGGAUCAGAAGUGAGAAAUCAGUUUAG
Molecule: messenger RNA, 675 nt
Organism: Penicillium antarcticum
Lineage: Eukaryota; Fungi; Ascomycota; Eurotiomycetes; Eurotiales; Aspergillaceae
Product: glutathione S-transferase family protein
Exons: 2
Coding region: 1-675 (224 amino acids)
Source: RefSeq, a predicted model, not a curated record